Linum tenue is the source of this 2346-nucleotide messenger RNA. The record is from the annotation of a GenBank genome assembly. Lineage: Eukaryota; Viridiplantae; Streptophyta; Magnoliopsida; Malpighiales; Linaceae.
CAAAAUUCUAAAGACUCGUCGACAUAACGAACAUCCUACGGAAGAAUUUUAAUCGCUCGAGUCCUCCGCUUGCGCUCGCGAGGCCGCCGGGACGAAAUCAUGGCAGCGAUGCUCCUCGCGAAGCCAGCAUUUUGUGGAUUCUGCCGCUGCCUGCUGCUGCUCCUGCUGCUGGUGGCGGCUCCGGCGAGGAUUUGCGAGUCCGUUAGAUCUGACAAGGAAAUGAGGGAGAGGUUCUACGGCAAUUUGAUCAAUUCAUCCUCUCCCGGCGAUGGAGAAGGGAGUAUCGCCCAAAUGUUCGAUCGUGUUCUCGAGAAAGAGUUCUCCGAAAAUGAUCAGCCUGAAGGUUCUGAUGGAAGCAACUUCAAUAACAGUGUAAAUGACCAACAGGCUGUGUUGGAAACGGUAGCCAAAGUUACUCAUGAGAAGGGCAAGAAAAAUGACUCACAGCCGGGAAGUGGACCAAGAUCCUUUCAGCUCCAAGAUGUAUUUUCUCUGGAGAAUGAAGAUUCCGAGGAUGGCACUACCCUGAUUGACAAAAAGGACAAUGUCUUUGUCAUGUCAAAUAAGAAAUCCAAGUAUCCAGUACUUCAAGUCGAUUUGAGAUUAAUUUCAGAUCUGGUGGUUGUCAUAGUUUCUGCUGCCAUUGGUGGAAUUAUCUUCUCGUGUUUGGGACAGCCGAUUAUUGUGGGUUAUCUUCUUGCUGGGUCACUCAUUGGACCAGGAGGUCUUAAGUUCAUCAGUGAGAUGGUGCAGGUUGAAACAUUUGCGCAGUUUGGUGUUAUAUUUCUACUUUUUGCUUUAGGCCUUGAGUUUUCUAUAACAAAGUUGAGGGUGGUGGGUGCUGUUGCUGUGUUUGGAGGUUUUCUUCAAAUUGUGAUAUUUAUGUUCUUGUCCGGUGUAACUGCCAUGCUGUGUGGAGCAGAGUUGUCUGACGGUGUUUUUGUUGGAUCCUUCUUGUCAAUGUCAUCAACAGCAGUGGUGGUGAAAUUCUUAGCUGAGCGUAACAGCACUAGUUCACUUCAUGGUCAAAUUACAGUUGGGACUCUGAUUCUUCAGGACUGUGCUGUUGGAUUGUUGUUUGCUUUACUCCCAGUGUUGGGUGGCAGCAGUGGGUUACUACAUGGAAUGAUUUCAAUGGGGAAAUUGUUGUUGGUGUUGUCCAUGUACCUCACUGCUGCAUCAUUUUUGUCUUGGUCCUUUGUUCCUCGCUUUCUGAAGCUAAUGAUCCAGAUAUCAUCUCAAACAAAUGAACUUUAUCAGCUUGCUGCUGUGGCCUUCUGCUUGCUAUCUGCAUGGUGCAGUGACAAAUUAGGCCUCAGUCUUGAGUUGGGUUCAUUUGUAGCUGGAGUUAUGAUAUCCACAACUGACUUUGCACAGCAUACUUUAGACCAGGUGGAGCCAAUUCGUAAUCUGUUUGCCGCCCUGUUUCUUGCAAGUAUUGGAAUGCUUAUACACGUGCAUUUUCUGUGGAAUCACGUUGACAUACUACUAGCAUCAGUGAUUAUGGUUGUAGUUGUGAAGACAACUGUUACUGCUUUGGUUAUUAAAACCUUUGGAUAUGGCAUCAGGACAUCAUUUCACGUUGGAGUGUUGCUUGCUCAAAUUGGGGAGUUUGCUUUUGUUCUACUUAGUCGUGCCUCAACUCUUAACCUUGUUGAGGUUGCCUCUCCCUCUCUGUCUCUCCCUGUUUCUCUCUUUCAUGCCCUUGAACAUGCUAUUGAUUCUUGUGACCUGUUCACUGUUAAUGCAGGGGAAAAUGUACCUUCUCCUUCUUGGAACAACCGCUCUAAGUCUGGUUUGUUUCUUAUACUUUCCAUUCUUUGGUAUUAUUCUAAGCUGUGCCAUAAUGUCACAACACCUCUCCUGUUCAAAUUGAUACCUAAUGUCAUGAAUCUCGGAGUCCUUUUGCAAUGGUUUCCACCAGAAACCGCCCCGAAUGAGGAGAAGGUUUCAAUGAUCGAAGCACAUAACAGAGUCUUGUGACCUUCCCGUAUCAUAAUACCAUGGGAAGGCUGCCUCGGCGUGAGUUUUUCAGAUGACUUGCUCUAAAUCAGAACUACAAACAGUCCGCGGCAUGAUGAUACAUGUAUGUCUCAUGUAAAUACGCGUAAUGUAACGAGUCUCCCGCGUGCAUUCUUUGAAUGGUUUGUAUAUAUAAUUUUGCCGCCUUAGUAUAUGUUGUAACUUAGACCAUCACUACCUAGCUCUAGGAGAACUGCUUCACCUAUUGGCAUGUAAUUGGGUUCCUGCGAGAGCAUUUUGAUCCAGUACCAAGAGAGAAAAGCUCUCAAAUUCGUUUAUUAACAGUAAAAGUUUAUGCAAUAGAUUGAUUCGUGCUCACACUGU